Messenger RNA from Lodderomyces parapsilosis, 1335 nucleotides. RefSeq names its product Tos1p (gene TOS1). Gene Ontology annotation, cellular component: fungal-type cell wall. The transcript has a single exon. The record is from RefSeq and is a predicted model, not a curated record. NCBI's taxonomy places the organism in Eukaryota, Fungi, Ascomycota, Pichiomycetes, Serinales, Debaryomycetaceae. Bases 1 to 1335 code for a protein of 444 amino acids.
AUGAAGUUUUCAACCGCCACGUUAAUUGCUGUGUUGUCCUCCAUCGUCAAUGCCUCCUGUUCAUACGAUGGUGGAAACUAUUACUGUUCUGAAACCAAAAAGGUUGUUUACAAAGGUAUCGGAUUUUCAGGAUCCUACCAAGAUGUCACCAAUAUGGAUGAAGACAGUGGCUCUUGUUCUCAAGAAUCAUACUCCUUUUCAGGAAACUUGAGCCCCCUCGAUGAAGAAUUAUCAGUUCAUUUCAGAGGUCCUUUGAAAUUGUUACAAUUUGGUGUCUACUAUCCAAGCGGAUCUAAUAGCAAGAGACAAGUUGAAGAUUGCAAUACUCAACAUAUCCACCACAAACAUAAAAGAGCUACUGAAAUUGUUCAAGUUACUCAAACUGUAUUGAUUGAUGGUAAUGGAAACACCGUCACUUCACAAACAACAGAAACAUCGACCGCUGAUGAUAACCAAGGUGGCUCUAGCUCCCCCGCAGAUGGCUCUUCUGGCACUACUUCCAUCACUAAUUUAGCCGGACAAGGAAAAGCCUACAGAUCAAUCUCCACCUCCUCAGCACCAACAACCACCUCAUCCGAUUCUUCAUCUUCAGAGACUGCUUCUGCUGAUGGUGCUUGGCAAAGAGACUCUUAUUAUACCCCAGGCAAUGCCGAUAACUGUGUCUUUUUAAACUACUAUGGUGGUUCCGGUUCCGGUGUCUGGUCAUCCAAGUUUGGAAAUUCAUUAUCAUAUGCAAACUCCGACAACUCGGGUGGAUCAUCAAGUGCCGUUGCUUUAGAAGAAGUCACUAUUGGAUCAAACACUGAAUUUGUCGUCAUGUCUGGUGAAAAAUGUUCAGGAAACUCUUGUGGUUACUACAGAGAGGGAACUGUUGCUCAUCAUGGGUUUGGUGGAAGCAACAAGAUUUUUAUUUUUGAAUUUGAAAUGCCAAGUGAUGGCUCUUCUGGAUUCAAUGCUGAUAUGCCAGCUGUUUGGUUAUUAAAUGCCAAGAUCCCUAGAACUUUACAAUAUGGUGAUUCUUCUUGUUCAUGUUGGAAAACCGGUUGUGGUGAAUUGGAUUUAUUUGAAAUCUUGUCUUCUGGAUCAAACAAAUUGAUUAGUCAUUUGCAUGAUGGCCAAGGUGCUUCAUCAAACACCAACAAUGGUGGUGGUGGAUCCCAAGAUUAUUUCGCUAGACCAACUAGUGGAUCUUUGAAAGCAGCAGUCAUUUUUACCAGUAAUGAAAUUCACAUUGUUCAAGUUGAUGAUUCAACAAACUUUGGUUCCAGUUUGGAUGAGGAUACUGUAAACUCCUGGUUGCAACAAUCAGGUUCUGCAGCCACCAUCGGAUAUUAG